GUCUCUAGAUAAAUCUUCGAUUUCAAACAAUAUAGAAAUUUUAUACUGUAUCAUAUAUCUAAUUAUUAAAAUGAAUUGUCAAAGUACAAUGGUGAAAUCGUGGCUGCAUCAUGAUAAAAAUUGCAAGGACUUAGGGGUUUGGAAGUUGCGAUUGUUAAAUAGAUGUAUUGUUGAGAAUGUUUGUAUAAUAUUAUGCAUGUAUUGUCGAAUUUGAUGCAUUGUAGAAUACAACGUUUGGUAUGUGUGAUUGUGUAUGUCGCAUCAGCUAAAAGCUGAGACAAAACAAUCUCAACUCAACAAUCUAAACAAUCACAACUAAAAGUUGAGAUAUAACAAUCACUCAAAAUGAGUGAUAGUUUCUGUCACAUCACAGAAACAAUCCAUGUAUUGUUUCUGCUAAAAAACAAAACAAAAAAACGAUGCAUUGUAAACAAUACAUGCAUAAUGACAAUCUCAACAAAACUAUCGCAACUUCCAAACCAACCUUUAAUCAUAUUGUACCAUAGAUUCACAUGGGUUCUUCUCUUUUCGUGACCUCUCUCAUUACAUGAGACCAAUUCAUUACAACAUGUUAUUUUUUGCGAUGCCUUUUCAAUUAUGGGUUGAAUUUUUUUGAAAAUUUGUUAUUCGUGAUUUAAUUAGAAAUUAUCCAAACUACCAAUUUUGUUUUAGUCAUUAGAUAGAGAUAUUAAUAACUAGGGUAAUGACUAUUUGUUAGCCAAAUCUUUUUCAAAUUCAAACAUAUUGGAAUUGCUAAUAAUUAGCCAAAUGUUAACUUCCAAUUAACAAUUUUGUUAGUAAUAUUGACUUGGUAACAUGAUAAUGACUUAGAAGAUAUAAAUAGAGGUCAACAUUCCAAAAUUGUAGUAUUUUAAUUAAGAAAAGAGUUACAAAAUUAUCACGAUAACGUAAAAAUAGCUAAUAUUUUGAUGCAUUACAAAACGUUUGACUAAUUUUUAGUAUUUCGAUAGGUUUGACUAAUAAAAAAGAAUCUGAAAAAGAUUUGACUAAUAAAUAAAGGAGAAAUUAAUAUUACUUCCCUCUUAGAAAAAAUUUAUAAAACUAAAAAACCUAUUUACUAGAUUCUUUAUUAACGAGAUAUGGAUGGACUAUAGAUUCAUUGAUUCCUCCAAACAAUUCAUUUGUGGGAGGGAAAUUUGAAUAACAAUUCAGCUCUACCUUCCUACUUUAUCUUUUAGGGCUUACGUUAACAUCAAUUCUUCUUUUGGCUGAUUAAGAUUUGAUUAGGACCAUCCAAAACAAAUCACGCGACCUUCCUUCACAGUAAUUAUUACGUAUGGUAAUGAUUUUGUUUGUUACGCUUACGUCCAGCUGGGCGUCCUUCGUUCAUACGACAAAAAAACACUGCUGCUUUUCUUGUUUCAGAAUUCUUCUGACACGACCAAACAAACAAACCCCCAAUUAUUUUCCUUAUUUUCUAUUCGGGAAAUUGGGAUUUCUUUUUCUUUUCUGGCGUGAAAAGCAGCACUGCGUGGGACUACUCCUGGGGAAGGAAAGCCUAAAGAAAAUGGAUGCCUCACUCCACCACCACCACCGAAAAGUAACACCAGGCCCGUUUCAAAGUUGUUCCCUUUCUAUAUCCAGUUGGAAUCAAUGUGAGAUUGUUAGCAGAUCUAUAGAAGCACAGUAAGGCAGUUUGGGUGUCCAAAGUCCAUUCCUUUUUGCUCUCUUCAAUGGCGGCCGCAGCUGUAAGUACGAGUAGAGGAGGAAGGAGAGAAGAAAUGGGUGUUAUGAGUUUUGUGAUUUUCUGGUGGGUUUACGCUGCUACUACCGCAAAUGGGUUGCUUUCCCCCAAAGGCGUGAACUUUGAAGUACAAGCUUUGAUGGGUAUAAAAGCUUCUUUACAUGAUCCACAUGGUGUUCUUGAUAACUGGGAUGGCGAUGCGGUGGAUCCUUGUAGCUGGACUAUGGUCACUUGUUCGUCAGAGAGUCUCGUCAUUGGCUUGGGAACUCCUAGUCAGAACUUGUAUGGAACUCUUUCUCCAAGCAUUGCCAACUUGACGAAUCUUCAGAUUGUGCUGUUGCAGAACAAUAAUAUCACAGGGCCCAUUCCAGCAGAGAUAGGGAAACUCUCAAAACUUCACACGCUUGAUCUGUCUAACAAUUUCUUCACCGGGAGUGUUCCUUCUUCGUUAGGGCACUUGAGGAGUCUCCAAUACAUGAGGCUAAAUAACAACAGUCUCUCCGGCAAAGUCCCAAUAGCAAUUGGGAACAUGACCAAGCUUGUGUUUCUUGACCUGUCUUACAAUAAUCUGAGUGGCCCCGUACCUACAUUCCCUGCUAAAACUUUCAGCAUUGUUGGCAAUCCACUCAUCUGCCCAACUGGUUCAGAGCCAGAGUGUUUUGGGACGACUCUAAUGCCAAUGUCCAUGGACUUGAACAACACAGAACUUAAUCCCCCUUCCCAAAGACCAAAGAGUCACAAGGUAGCAGUUGCCUUUGGAUCAAGCGUUGGUGCAAUCUCCCUCAUCAUUAUGGUGUUUGGAAUGUUCCUGUGGUGGAGGCAAAGGCUUAAUCCACCAAUGUUUUUCGACGUUGAUGGAAAACAAGAUAGGUUGCAUGAAGAAGUAUCUCUCGGAAACUUGAAGAUGUUUCAGUUUAGAGAACUCCAGAUUGCAACAGGCAACUUCAGCAACAAAAAUAUACUUGGGAAAGGAGGGUUCGGCCAUGUAUACAAAGGAACUCUCCACGAUGGGACGAUCGUAGCCGUGAAAAGAUUGAAAGAUGGUAGUACCGUUGGAGGAGAGAUUCAGUUCCAGACUGAAGUGGAAAUGAUCAGCUUAGCAGUGCACCGGAACCUCCUCAGAUUAUACGGUUGCUGCAUCACACCAUCAGAGAGACUACUGGUUUAUCCAUACAUGUCCAAUGGCAGCGUUGCUUCUCGUCUCAAAGGGAAACCGGUCUUGGAUUGGAGUACAAGAAAGAGAAUAGCCUUAGGAGCAGCAAGGGGCCUGCUAUACCUCCAUGAACAAUGUGAUCCGAAGAUAAUCCACAGGGAUGUUAAGGCCGCAAACAUAUUGCUCGAUGACUAUUGUGAAGCCGUGGUCGGUGAUUUCGGGUUGGCAAAGUUGCUUGAUCACCAAGAUUCACAUGUGACUACUGCUGUUCGAGGAACUGUAGGCCAUAUUGCACCAGAGUAUCUCUCCACAGGCCAAUCUUCAGACAAAACGGAUGUGUUUGGAUUCGGAAUCUUGCUCCUCGAGCUAAUCACUGGCCAAAGAGCAUUGGAGUUUGGAAAGGCAGCAAACCAGAAAGGAGCCAUGCUCGAUUGGGUAAAGAAGAUUCAUCAUGAGAAGCAGCUGGAAAUGAUGGUGGACAAGGAUUUGAAAGGGAACUAUGACAGAAUCGAGCUGGAAGAGAUGGUUAAAGUUGCACUCCUUAGCACACAAUACCUUCCUAGUCAAAGACCGAAAAUGUCUGAAGUAGUCCGAAUGCUGGAAGGAGAUGGACUUGCAGAGAGAUGGGAAGCUUCUCAAAGGGCAGAAGCUACCAAGUCGAAGAACAACGAUUUCUCGUCGUCAGAUCGAUACUCUGAUCUCACUGAUGAUUCUUCAUUGUUGGUACAAGCAAUGGAACUCUCUGGCCCCAGGUGACAGUUCCCAUAUUAACAGAAGUUUUCACAGUUUCUUAUGUUGCCUUUUUUCCCUUUUUGUUUUCUACUUUAUCCUUCCAAAUAGAGACAUAGGAAACAAGGGAUAGGUGGAUCAGCUAAUAGUUUGGAAAAGUGCCGUGUAAUUCAGUUUAGAUGCUAGGAGAUUGUUGCAAUGUCGUUUUUUGACUGGUUUGGGCUGUAUCAUAGCUAGGUACAAGUGGUUUUAGGGCAUUAUAUAUAGUGUUGAUUUUAAGUCAAGAUUGUCACAUGAAAAUAGUACAUAUUUAACCUAGUUCAUUAACUUCGAUUUAACAUUUGAAGUUACUCAUUUUAUAUAAAUGUUUUCCCCCACUUAUAAAAAUUAUAAGGAUGUGACAAGAUGAUACCACCUCUUUGGUACGAUAUGAAUCCAAUAUUUGUAAAACAGUCCCGAGCGGAAAAUCUCAUACCAAUAAGUGGUAUUUAGCUAU
Molecule: messenger RNA, 4083 nt
Organism: Linum trigynum
Lineage: Eukaryota; Viridiplantae; Streptophyta; Magnoliopsida; Malpighiales; Linaceae
Source: the annotation of a GenBank genome assembly